GUGGAGUGAAUGAGGAAGUCCUGGAUGUGUUUACCGUCAGGAGCUUUAAAUGCAGUGAAAGCAGUGAAGUUCAGCACACACACAUCUGAGCUGCAAACAUGAAGCGGCUGCUGGGUCUGUGUUCGGCUCUGCUGCUGCUGCUGUUAGUGACCGGAAGCUGCUCCGCGCAGAAGCCGCGUCGAUGCCGAACUCCACCGCUGCUGUCCGGCAGUCUGGGCGUGAGCGCUCGAGACGGGCAGGACUGGGCGGUUGCCAAAUAUCGCUAUGAUGCCUUCGGCCAGCGCAUCCGUUUAUGGGAGUUUGGUCAAGUCCAGAGCAAAUCGUUCCAUGUGAAUAUGCUGUUCCUGUUUCGCAAGGGUGUUGCAUACACCAUCGACUACAAGAACAAGACGUGUCAGAAGAAUCCCCUCCACACCGCGUUCCACCCCUCACAGAUUCCCCAUAAUGCCUCACUGCUGUCGCAGGUGGUUCUGGGAGGAUCGUCAGGGCCUGGUGAAGGUCUGUUGGUCAACACCUGGACGGGAAACGUACCUGAGACUGGAGGUAAAUAUCUGGCCACAGUCACGGAGUUCGGCUGCUUGCCGGUGUCGACGCUUUACUACACCGCACAGUCUGGUUGGAUCACCACAACCUAUUUUAAUGCGGUGAAGGGGAUCGAGGACCCGGAGCAGUUCAUUCCUCCUCCGUUCUGCUCCGACGUAGAGACUGAAGACGAGACGCUUGAUUUCUUCAGCGCCUUCCUCUGAGGAAUCAUGCUGUUUAACAUGCUGUAACUCUGGAAUCACGUUUUCUGAUGAUUUUAACACUCUGAACCAAUGAAUGUUUUCAAAAUGCUUUUGUUAACUGUUUCUUUUUAAAUGCUGUUGCUGCUCUUUGUAAUACAAUCAAAUGCACUUUAAUCAUUUAUAAAAGGUCAAAAAUAAAUUGUUUUUUUUUCUUAAACACUAAA
Labeo rohita (rohu) is the source of this 949-nucleotide messenger RNA. RefSeq names its product ependymin-like 1 (gene epdl1). The coding region runs from base 99 to 746 and encodes 215 amino acids. The record is from RefSeq and is a predicted model, not a curated record. Gene Ontology annotation, biological process: cell-matrix adhesion. Gene Ontology annotation, cellular component: extracellular region; lysosome. Lineage: Eukaryota; Metazoa; Chordata; Actinopteri; Cypriniformes; Cyprinidae. Gene Ontology annotation, molecular function: calcium ion binding. The transcript is spliced from 6 exons.